Messenger RNA from Pecten maximus, 2136 nucleotides. RefSeq lists its product as uncharacterized. The record is from RefSeq and is a predicted model, not a curated record. Lineage: Eukaryota; Metazoa; Mollusca; Bivalvia; Pectinida; Pectinidae. The coding region runs from base 251 to 1360 and encodes 369 amino acids. The transcript is spliced from 3 exons.
UAACGAGUUCACAACCGCCGCGAGUUCUCGUAAAAAUUCUGACGGGUUACCUAAUGGUCAAUCAAGAUGUCUAUUGUCCGAAAUCCACGGAUACUCCGUUAGUGGUCAGUUCAAUAGCCAAGGUGAUUAGGUCGGUCUACGGAUGAUUCCCGCUUGUAAACUUAACAAAUUUUGUAUUUGUUUAAUUUUUUAACAAAAAUAUAGUUGUAUAGUUUACUAAAAACUCAUUGGAAGCCGCACCUAAGAAAACAUGGAUAAUAUGCUGGCAGUUGUGCUGUGUUUAGCCGGUAUUGUGCAGGUUACCGUCGGACAGAGGUUUGGGAGAUGGAAUCAGGGGACUCGAUUUGACACUAACUGGCGCCGUCCGACCUUGUCAUCAAGCCAUGGUGGUGCUUUCGACAGACACCGUGACUCAUUCUCCAGCAUGAGAAGUGGUGUAGGCCGGGACGAUAGACAGGUGAUUCGGGUCCUCGAUCGUGGUUCCUUUAGCGACAGAUUGAUGAGCAUAUCGCGAAACUCCGGAACAGGAAGCAGAUCAUGGGGUCGUGGAUCACAAAUUGCCGUCGAGUUUGACACUAGAGGGCGUUCCCAGUCACGCGGCAGUUCUCGUGGGUUCUCCAGAUUUGGGGAUUCCGGAUUUCGGGAUGACGUGCGCGGAUUCAGAUCUUCCGGUGGACCUUCAAGAUCGUCCUUCGACAGUUUUAAUUCAAGAUCUUCUCCAGAUAUCAUAAUGAUCAGCUCCCGCUCCCAGUUGGCGGACAGGCGCAUGCGCAAUGACCAAGGAGGUCAGUUCACCGAUAUUGGAAGGCAAAGUUCGUCGCAGCCCGUCAUCAUUCGACCACGUGACCAGGCUUUGUCUCGAUCUGAAUUUAUCCGUAGCUCCCGCCCUUCACACGACAACCUUAUGCAUGUCGACCCUAUAAAUUCUUCAUCACAUAUCUCGGCUCCACGAGAGCAAUGGAAGGAGAUGAAUGUCCCACAACUCAAUAGUGGUUUUGAUACUCGUGUCAGCAACCAACCGACAUCUCCGUCACUCAACAACAACCCCAGCCCGUCCACAAAUACAGGGACACGUUCAGCGGACAUCUUCAGCCAGAUAUCUGCGCAUGUCAAUCCAGCCGGAAGUAACACCAUGUCAAGUCAGAGUACAAGUUCGAAUAUUACAAACAAGGGACCGCAGUCCACAGUUCCAAACAGCAUAUCUGCUGCGCAGGCGCCGGCCAGUUCUUCACUUCAAAACGUUUUAAUGUCUCUAGUGGGAUCUCUCGAUGUGAAUUCCCACAGGUUCCCACGACCGACGGAGGAACCCCCGGAACUGGAGGAAUUACUCAUGCAAAAACUGAUGGCAAGGGUACGAUAGGCCAAAGGUAUAUGACGUCAUAAUUUCAUAUCUAAACGACUGUAGCAUCUCGCAGCUGAAAACGUCUAUUAACAGAAUGAUAUAGAGGAGCCUUUAAGGGAUGAUACCUGAUAUUUGACCAUUUUGGAAUUAGACUUUUCUUCCGUUGGCAUGCUAAAACAUACAUUGUUACUCGUUUAUCUUAAUUACGGCCUAGUUCGGAUGAUGACAGAGUUGUCCUUUACAUCCGUCCUCACACAAUUGUUGUUGCGAGACUUUUAAUAAAACGAUGAAUUUGUCAACAUCUUUGGGUUUUGGAAAUAUGAAACGUCUAUGACGUCACAGGGCACGAAUUGUGAAGUCUUAACCACGUUUUAGAUGGUUUACGGAGUGUUAAAGACCGCGUCUGACAAAAUUGUGAAAUAUUUAUAUUUAUAAAUUAUUGCAAUAUAUAUACAUCACCACGUAGGUUAGAAAGUGUGUAGUGUAAUUUAUUUAUACUUUUAUUUAAAAUGUCAUAAUAAAAAUCACCUUUUUGUAUAUAGAAAACGAAUAAUGUACAUACAGUUAGAAGUAAUUGGACAAAAUAUAUAUCAACCAUAUCAUGUAAUUGCAGAGCAUUUUCUCAAGAAUUGUGUCUCCUAUAUUAAUGAGUAAAAAGAUAAAAUUGAAUAUCUUAGUUUGAUUGUUUUAAUUCUUAAAUAUCUAAAUUAUUACAGUUACGUUGACGUUGUAAUGUUAUGUACAAGAGCUUGGUUUUAACACAUUUUGUAGACUUUAGAUUAUUUAAAAAAAAA